This is a messenger RNA of Onychostoma macrolepis, 4066 nucleotides long. RefSeq names its product centrosomal protein 68 (gene cep68). The transcript has 7 exons. Lineage: Eukaryota; Metazoa; Chordata; Actinopteri; Cypriniformes; Cyprinidae. The record is from RefSeq and is a predicted model, not a curated record. The coding region runs from base 302 to 2395 and encodes 697 amino acids.
UUUAAGCCACAUUAUCAUGCGCAUGCGUAUUAAUAUGAAACUUGAGUCGGUGUGACUGAACUUUGGCUCGCGCAGUUUCAUGUCGCUAUUGGCUGGAAGCGACAGUCUUGCGCUGCUUGACCCGCCUCUGUGUUAUGAACCGUUUCCUCCACCGCUUGGAUUCCACAACAGCAGGGUUUUAUUUAUCGCAUUAUAUCUCUAAAUUAUAAACGUAGUUCGUGGAGCUGCCGAGGGAUUUUCCUUAGCCUAAACCGCUGUCGCUCUGGCCAAAUGAGGAACCACAGAAUCCGGAUGUGUUGCUAUGGCUCUCGGAGUUGACAAGGCCUUAUCAGACACCUCCUCGCAAAUGGAGAACACCAGCUAUGGGAGGUGGAAGACCAGGAUCCCGGAGUUCAUUCACAGCGGUCAAACUAGACCCCUCAGUCACAGAGCAGUUGAGAGGACAAGGCCUGCGAAUGUCCAGGACGCCAAGGACUCAGACAAAGAGAGGAGUGGCAGCAAAAAGACAGUCACUAUGGCACCUGUUUCCAGGUAUAUGCCGGACAAAAGCCUCUAUAUCAUGAGAAAACCACUGAUCUCCACACAAUGGCAGGUGCCCAUCCUGAAGAACUCAUCUACACAUGAAGACUCAGAAAGGAUUAGUUACAAAGCAGAUUCCCCUAAAGAAAAGGACAAAGGUCUGUCUAAACAGUCAUUCAGACGUAUCCCAGAAGAUUCUACAUUUUAUAAAUCCUCCCCACCAUUAUCCAGAGAAGACCUGGAUACCUCCAUGAGCGUAUCAGACCUCAGACUGUGGUCAUGUGACAAGGAUCCUAUUUUUCACUCUUCAGCUGCCAAACGCAGUCUGUCCAGUUCCCCUUCAGCUUCUUUGAGCCUCACAGCACCCCCAGUGCCUAAGUGGACAUCCACUACUAGAAGCACUUCUUACUCGUCCAAUCAUGCGUCUCAUUUCACAAGAAAGGUAAAAACAAGACCAGGUGAGAUGAUGGACAGAGGAAGAGAUUCUCUUCUUAACACAGGAUCUUACAGUAAGAACCGUCAACAUGAGUUUAAACACAUGUCGCCUUAUCAGGCCAACUAUUGGGCCUGUGCCAUCCCCAACUCUAUGCCACCCUCUCCAAACCGCAAAUCCCCCGGUUGGGAUCCUGAAAAGGAGUACCAGGAGCUCCUGGACUACACGUACCCUCUGAGACCCAACACGGCUGGUACAUGGGGUUCAUCAGAGGUGGAUCUUCUCUUGCGAACCGAUCCAUUGUUGCAAGACUCAGGCAUUGAGUUGGACCGCUCUUCCACUCUGUCCUGUUUAGACCUGUCCUAUACAGGGAUUCGACAGGAACGGUGUAGCCGAGGAACAGCGCAAAGGUCAACUGAGUUUUGUACUCUAAACAAAUCACAUUCUAAGUCCUUAGAUGGCAUCAUGUCCAGUAGCCUGUACUCUUCACUAGACCAAGCUGGCUUGUCAGUGGAGAGUCUGGACUGCGACGGGAAGCCACAGGGCCAUUAUCGUAAAUUUGGCAUCUUCUCGACAUUCAGACCAGUCCCCACUUUCAUUAGUUCAACACAUAUCCUUCCUCGUCCUGAUUCGCUGGACGAGUUGGACGAAGAGUUUCUUCGCCUACCAGAACGGCUUCAAGAACUUCAGGUGCUUUCACAGCAGCUGAGGGACAUAAGUGACCAGAUGAGCCAACCAGUCAUCACCAGCUGGGAAUCCCAGGAGAGCGAGAUCACCUCAGUCCGAUCACCAACGGCUCAAGUGGGAAAGCAGGAACCACUGGUGGAAGAAAGGAGCGAUGAAGAUGUUGAAGCAGAAGGGGGAUCAAUUCCUCUCACACAUAAGGAUCAUUUAGAGAGAGCAAAAGAGCCUGGUUCCACAAUCCAGAUGAUUAGCCAAAACAUGAAUAGGAGGAACCUGAGGGAGGUGGAAGCUGUUAUGGAUCAACUGAGCGGACUGUCAAUGUCAGCGCUUCAGAGGACAAUACAAACGGACCAGAAUGAAAAUGAGACCAAGGAGUCACUUAUGCAUCACAUACAGGCAUUUUGCUCGAACCUAGAAAAGCUGAUUCAGUGGCUGCACAAGGUGGUAGACAAAGUAGAAGUUCUUUCUCCUCCCAUGGUUGACUUGGAGAGCGUCAAAGCCUCCUUGGCUGAUUACAAGAGUUUUCAGGAAGAAGUUCAGGCUCAUAAGCCCCUUACAGCAGAUGUUCUGCAGACCGGAGAGCUGCUUUUGCAUUGCAUGAAUUCAGCCUCUCCAUUUCUGAAAGACACACUGGUGCUGAUAGAGAGGCAGUCUCACACACUGGAAACUCAUUCAGAGUAUCUUUUCUCCUCUAUCCUGUCAGCCAUGGACUGCCUCACUGACCCCAGAUCUGAGGAAGCAUCAGAAGCAGUUUCCUGAGAAUUAUUAGGAGUCUGGGAAGGCUCACUGUCUUCACUGAGAUGUCCUUUUUGGUGUUUUCACAUCAAGGAUGAAAAACGCUUCUUACUUGACUCACCAUUAUCUUUGUUUUACACGGUUACUGUAUCCAGAAGUGGUAUUAUGUGCUGUUGUCACAAGCUUGAGUUAUCUUUCACAACAUAUGUGAUACAUUUUUCACUUUGUAUUUUUACACACCAGCUUAUGAUUGUCAAUUUUUUUAACUCAAAAAUCUCCUGUGAUGGCUCAACUUAGUAAUACUGUUUGACUGAAGAGGUGCACAGACAUGGUGCCAAUCGUGAUUGUGAUCUCAGGUUAUUACCCUAUUAAGUUUUAAUGGAGAGCAGUCCAGCCUCCAUUAGCAUCCCUGCAGCUUUAGUUUCCCUUCUGAAUAACCUGUGCCUCAAAGAUAUAUUGUAUUUUUUGACUGAUAAUUAGUGUGAUUAAUGGUAUCAUUAAUAUAUGAACAUACUGAAUAUGUGAAUAAUCUGUUUGGGGAAAAUUCAUACAUUUUAAAUAAUUUUUUUUUUUAUUAUUAAUAGUGUUACAGCAACAGUUCACCCAAACACUUAAAUUGUCAUCAUUUACUCGUCCUCAUGUCAUUCUUCCGCUGCACAUAAAAAAUAUAUUUUGAGAAAUAUCUGUUUGUUUUGUCCGCACAAUGAAAGUCUAUAGUGUCCAACGUUGAUUACUUAUCGGCAAAGUUCGAAAUACCUUUCUUUGUGUUCCUUGGAAGAAAGAAAGCUUGGAGUGAGUAAAUGAUGACACAAUUUUAAAUUUGGGGUAAACUACCUCUUUUAAGGAGAAAACAAUAUCAGUGUGUUAACAAAUGAAUGAAAUGCAAUAAUAAUAAUUUGUGGAUUCAGCUGAAUGAAUUUGACAGCAAACUAAAAACCUCAAAAUUUUGAAGAACUUGUAGAGAUCACAAAUUGAGGUGCAACUGUUUUUACGUUGACAGAAAAAGGAUUUUUAACAAUAAACAUUCUCCUUUUUGAAAGUUUUGUUAUUUUGGUCAAUAGGUUAAAAUCUACAUUUCUGUACAAGUUUUGAUAUGGAUGCUUUUAAUAUUUAAUUUAAUUUUAAUACUUUAAAUAAAUUUAAAAUGACUUAAUUCCAUUUAUGCACAACGUACUCAAGGAUUACCAUUCAUACAUACAGAAUCACAUACAGUAUUAAAAUUGAAUUAGAAGAUUUAAUGAUUUUAAUCUAAAAAGUAAAUCAGUUAUUUCAGAGGGUGGAUGCUAUCAAGAUCUCGGUUAUUCUACAAGAUCCAUGAACCAGUAUUAUUAACUAAAACUAAAUGUGUUUAUUGAAAAAGCUGAAAUAUAAUCCAAAACUUGAAUUGCUGAUGAUACACGGGGCAACUUAUUUUAAGCAGUGUUGCUUGGCCACUUUUCCAUUGAGAAGGGGUAACAAAUUUCUCUCUGGAUACUUGAGAUCAGUCGUGGACCCUGUGUCUCAAAUGGUUGCCCAUUGACGCCAACAUUGCCCAAAGUUGCCCCGCGUAUCAUCAGUCUAACUUCACAUUAACAAAUAAAACGGAAAUUAAAUAAAGCUUAAUAAAAAUUUUAAAUCCAAUAAAAUUGACAAAAUAUAAAAGAAAUAUAAAAGAAUUUAAAAUAUUAAUAAAUACUGUAUUAGUAUGUAAAUGAU